Molecule: messenger RNA, 1092 nt
Organism: Sclerotinia borealis F-4128
Lineage: Eukaryota; Fungi; Ascomycota; Leotiomycetes; Helotiales; Sclerotiniaceae
Source: the annotation of a GenBank genome assembly
AUGGCAGACAUAAUCAUUAAGCCAGAUCCAGAGGCAGCUGUCGAUUCACCUAGGUUCAUGGAGGAUGAUGAUAUAUAUGAGGAUGCUGGAGAUAUGGCGAUCAACCAAGAUCCGGGUUUUCAAAAGCUAUGGUUAGGUCGUGUUCCCAAGUAUGUUUGGGAUGCAUGGGAGGGACUGGGGGAAGAUUUGGAUGAGGAAAUACAAAUUGGUACCAUUCGAAAUUGCCGAGAGAGGAUGCCCGAUGGAACUGUUAAGGACUCCUAUUCCAUGUUACUAAAUUCCAAUAUUGCCCAGCAUCAGACUGUUCCCAAGGAAUACAAUCUUGAUAUCACCAAUCAGAAUGUCAAGAAUACUUUCAUCUUUUCGGAAAAAGAUCUGCCAGGAUUCAAGUCGAAAUCAAGACAGAAGUUCGCUUUGGAGACUGCGAAUAUGCCAGCAAGACUCACUCGUGGAAAGAUCGAGAAGCCGGCGAAUAAACAACCUUGGGACCCUAACAAGAAGUUCCAACCUCAAUUCCGAAAGGCAAUCCCAAAGAGAACAACUCUUGCCGGUAGGGUUGUACAUGAAUUGAGUUGCAUUGCUGUACAAAAUGAAGAAUCAAACCGUCUUCUGGCCAUCAGAACUUUGGAAGCUAUGAAACCCAAAGUCGCCACGAAGUUCCUCAAUGAGGAUAUUGAAUUGGGUCAUGGUUUCAUUCAGCCUGGUACCAUCAAGGCCUCAGAAACCUUCAACAAGUUCAUUAAAACCAAGAAUCAAACUAGUGGUGGCAAACCACAACUUACUAAGGCUGCUCGUAUGCCACAAAAUGAGCUUUUCGAUAGGAUCUUCGAUUGUUUCCGUAGGUAUAACUAUUGGUCCAUGAAAGCACUGCGUGCCGAGCUCCAGCAGCCAGAAGCAUAUCUUCGUGAAACACUCGAGAAGAUAGCCUUCCUGGCCAAGACUGGUCGAUUCGCAACACAAUGGUCAUUGAAGCCUGAGAACAGACUUAACAACUAUGAGGGUACUGGCGAUGCUAUUGCACCUGGCGAGGAUACAGACCUUGGUGAUGAUGACGAAGAUGACGAUGAGGAUAUGAAGUUUGAAGACGUCUAA